Zasmidium cellare ATCC 36951 is the source of this 555-nucleotide messenger RNA. RefSeq lists its product as uncharacterized. The record is from RefSeq and is a predicted model, not a curated record. The transcript is spliced from 3 exons. The coding region runs from base 1 to 555 and encodes 184 amino acids. NCBI's taxonomy places the organism in Eukaryota, Fungi, Ascomycota, Dothideomycetes, Mycosphaerellales, Mycosphaerellaceae.
AUGCCCAGAGCGUCCAGAAUGCUGCUCAGCAUGGUCAAGCCGAUCAAGACCACGCAGACAAGCAAGGUGGCCAGUGGUGGCCGUACCCUCGUCCUCGUCCUCGUCCUCGCCCUCGGCCAAACAAUUGGUGUCCGCCAGGGGCUUGGUGGUGUCGUCAGCCAGGCCCUCGUCCCAACAAUGGAUGUCAAUGGGGUGGGAUAUCUCAAUGUGUUGACAACUAUUGCAAUCCGGUCUACUCGAAUUUCAUGGACAGGUACGGCACUUGUACGUCCGGUGCCUAUGCCGGUUGCCAAUGUGAUAAAUGCGGUGGCUCUAAUGGUGGCCAUGUGGGAAGUUGCUCGGCGUCCGAUGGUUGUUUUGGCCAGAAUGGCAUAUGUCAAGGCGGAGAGUACGCAGGUUGUCCAUGUAACCAAGGUGCCUGGGUGUGGAAAGCGUGAAGGUAUCGGUCGGGAUGUUGUGGUGGCGCUGUCACAUCUUCGAGACCGUACUUCAUCGACGUCUGUCGUUUCAAUGGCCUUUGGGGAUUUUGUAGUUUUGCACGGUCCAAUCGCUUGA